Staurois parvus is the source of this 306-nucleotide messenger RNA. NCBI's taxonomy places the organism in Eukaryota, Metazoa, Chordata, Amphibia, Anura, Ranidae. The record is from the annotation of a GenBank genome assembly.
UCAUGGGGCCCCCAGGCAAAAGGGGAUCAUGGGGCCCCUGUGUCCUUGUCCAAACUCAAAAAAGCCUAUGAAAAAGGUAUCAGGGGCAUCUCAUGGGGCCCCCUACUGACCCCGGGCCCUCGGGCAGUGCCCGAGUUUCCAAAAUGGUCAGUCCGCCCCUGGGCAGGAUGCAACUCCUGUCAGGAAGGAACAGGGAGCUGUGUGUCUAUGGACUCAUACAGCCUGGAUCCAGAGCGCAUAUGCACGGAUGCCCUCAGAGGACAUGGCAUUGCUAAGGAGGCACCAGGAGGAAGAAAAAGCAGACAG